CAUUCGCCUCGGCCCGCGGCGGCAGGAAGGGAGGUGCUGGGCUGGGCACGGGCCGUGAAGAGCCACCUUCCCUCUUGGCCCCGCGUCCGCCACCGGGCGUCUCCGGCCAUGCGCCCCACGGAGCCCUGGAGCCCCAGCGCGGGGACGGAGCCCUGGGACUAUUACUCGGGGUCGGGCGCACCGGGCGAGCUGGAGCCGGAGGAGUUGUGUGCGGCGCGGGACCUGCCCUACAGCCACGCCUACAUCCCUGCGCUCUACCUGGCGGCCUUCGCCGUGGGCCUGCCGGGCAACGCCUUCGUGCUGUGGCUGCUGUCCGGGGCGCGCGGCCCGCGGCGGCUUGUGGACACCUUCGUGCAGCACCUGGCGGCCGCCGACCUGGGCUUCCUGCUCACGCUGCCGCUGUGGGCCGCGGCGGCGGCGCGGGGUGGCCGCUGGCCCUUCGGCGAGGGCCUGUGUAAGCUCAGCAGCUUCGCGCUGGCCGGCACGCGCUGCGCGGGCGCCCUGCUGCUGGCCGGCCUCAGCGUGGACCGCUACCUGGCCGUGGGCCGCCCGCUGGCCGCGCGCUCCCCGCGCUCCCGGCGCUGCGCGCUGGCCGCCUGCGCGGGCGUGUGGGCCGCGGCGCUGGCCGCCGGCCUGCCGUCGCUGGCCUUCCGCCGCCUGCGGCCGCUGCCCGGCGGGGGCCACGGCAGCCAGUGCGGGGAGGAGCCGUCGGACGCCUUCCAGGGCCUGAGCCUGCUGCUGCUGCUGCUGACCCUGGUGCUGCCCCUGGCCGUCACCGUCGUCUGCUACUGCCGCGUGUCGCGCCGCCUGCGCGGGCCGCCGCACCUGGGCCGCGCCCGGAGCCGCUCGCUGCGCAUCAUCUUGGCCGUCGAGGGCGCCUUCGUGGGCUCCUGGCUGCCCUUCUGCGCCCUACGCGCGGUCUUCCACCUGGCGAGCCUGGGCGCGCUGCCGCUGCCCUGCCACUUGCUGCUGGCGCUGCGCUGGGGCCUCACCGUCGCCACCUGCCUGGCCUUCGUCAACAGCUGCGCCAACCCGCUCAUCUACCUGCUGCUCGACCGCUCGUUCCGCGCGCAGCUGCGGCAGCGCGGGGCCUGCGGGCGCGCCGACCGCCCGGCGCGCUGGAGCAGCUCGGCGUCAUCACUCUCUGGCGACGACGGCUCCCCGUUCAGGAGCCCGGCCCGCGCGGGCGGCCGAGCCCAGACAGCGAGCGCCCCCAAGGCUGUCGGCCCGUAGCUGCUCGGCCCGCGGGCUGCGGGUGGCGCAGGGAAGCGAAGCGGGCCGCCCCCCACCGCCGCCUACCUCCCCACCUCCCCGAGAGCAGCGGACUGCUUCGCCCGGGUGCGCGGGGCCUCCCGGGGUCUCCCUCACGAGCUUUCCCAAAAUCUCAGCUCUUCCAGCGUCCCCCCCCACCCCCGGCCCGGCUCCCGAGACCCGCUCUCCUCCUGCUCCGCCCGGGUGCGCACCUGAGCUUUGUCUCCAGCGCAGUAAACGUCCUGCGAGAUGGACCUGCCACACCGACCCGGGCUCGGAAAGGGAAGUGGCCUCCCUGCUCUGCGCCCUGAGGCCACUCUCUUCUCGGCGCCCGUUACCUUUGGUCCCUACAGUCGCCAUUGCCUGCUGAGAAAUACCUUCUCCAAGCCGAACUCUCUGGCUCCUCUCCGAAGAAUCCCGGGCCUUUGCGCUCUGCCGUCUUGGUGGCUGUGCUGAGUCACGCGUCCGCAUCUUCAAUUUCAACACUCACCAAAGCGUGGGAAGCACGGUGCUGUCGCGCUCACCCCUUCCUGCUGCCAGCGACCCCAGGAGGCCCGUCCUUCAUCUCCCCAGCUCCCAAGAAGCCGCAGGACUCACCCUGGACUUGGGCGGGUGCCUCCCUGCAGACAGAGGGUUCCAGCAUCUGUCCCCGGGCACUCAGAUGCUCUGACCGGCUGGGACACUGGGCCCUGCAGUGUGAGUUCCCCUUUCUCAAUAAACACUUGCUGCCCUCAUCCGA
Molecule: messenger RNA, 1990 nt
Organism: Capra hircus (goat)
Lineage: Eukaryota; Metazoa; Chordata; Mammalia; Artiodactyla; Bovidae
Gene: GPR25
Product: G protein-coupled receptor 25
Exons: 1
Coding region: 109-1233 (374 amino acids)
Biological process (GO): immune response; G protein-coupled receptor signaling pathway
Cellular component (GO): membrane
Molecular function (GO): G protein-coupled receptor activity
Source: RefSeq, a predicted model, not a curated record